This is a messenger RNA of Tupaia belangeri chinensis (Chinese tree shrew), 2874 nucleotides long. It is a transcript of the gene PHC1, whose product is annotated as polyhomeotic homolog 1. The record is from RefSeq and is a predicted model, not a curated record. Gene Ontology annotation, molecular function: chromatin binding; zinc ion binding; histone binding. Gene Ontology annotation, cellular component: PRC1 complex; nucleus. NCBI's taxonomy places the organism in Eukaryota, Metazoa, Chordata, Mammalia, Scandentia, Tupaiidae. Gene Ontology annotation, biological process: negative regulation of DNA-templated transcription.
GUCUUGAGUCAGAGCACCGACCUUGGGGACCCUGGACCACUGUCAUGGAGACAGAGAGCGAGCAGAACUCUAACUCCACCAAUGGGAGUUCCAGCUCGGGGGGCAGCUCUCGGCCCCAAAUUGCUCAGAUGUCACUGUAUGAACGACAAGCAGUACAGGCUCUGCAGGCACUGCAGCGGCAGCCCAAUGCAGCUCAGUACUUCCACCAGUUCAUGCUCCAGCAGCAGCUCAGUAACGCCCAGCUGCACAGCCUGGCUGCCGUCCAGCAGGCUACGAUUGCUGCCAGUCGACAGGCCAGCUCCCCAAACACCAGCACUGCCCAGCAGCAGGCCACCACCACUCAGGCCUCAAUCAACCUGGCCACCACGUCGGCCGCCCAGCUCAUCAGCCGGUCCCAAAGUGUGAGCUCUCCCAGCGCCACUACCUUGACCCAGUCUGUGCUGCUGGGGAACACCACCUCCCCACCUCUCAACCAGUCCCAGGCCCAGAUGUAUCUACGGCCACAGCUGGGAAACCUGUUGCAGGUGAACCGGACCCUGGGCCGGAAUGUGCCUCUAGCCUCCCAACUCAUCCUGAUGCCUAACGGGGCAGUGGCUGCAGUCCAGCAAGAAGUGCCAUCUGCUCAGUCUCCUGGCGUUCAUGCAGAUGCAGAUCAGGUGCAGAACUUGGCAGUGAGGAACCAACAGGCCUCAGCCCAAGGACCCCAAAUGCAAGGCUCCACUCAGAAGGCCAUUCCUCCUGGAGCCUCCCCCGUCUCUAGCCUCUCCCAGGCCUCGAGCCAGGCCCUAGCUGUAGCACAGGCUUCCUCUGGGGCCUCAGGCCAGUCCCUCAACCUUAGUCAAGGUGGAGGCAGUGGGAAUAGCAUCCCAGGGUCCAUGGGUCCAGGCGGAGGUGGCCAGGCACCUGGGGGUUUGGGUCAGUUGCCUUCCUCAGGAAUGGGUGGUGGGACCUGUCCCAGGAAGGGCACGGGAGUGGUGCAGCCCUUGCCUGCAGCCCAAACAGUGACUGUGAGCCAGGGCAGCCAGACAGAGGCUGAAAGUGCAGCGGCCAAGAAGGCAGAGGCUGAUGGGAGCAGCCAGCAGAACGUGGGCAUGAACCUGACCCGGACUGCUACACCUGCCCCCAGCCAGACGCUUAUUAGCUCAGCCACCUACACACAGAUCCAGCCCCACUCGCUGAUCCAGCAGCAGCAGCAGAUCCACCUCCAGCAGAAGCAGGUGGUGAUCCAGCAGCAGAUCGCCAUCCACCACCAGCAGCAGUUCCAGCACCGGCAGUCCCAGCUGCUUCACACGGCGACACACCUCCAGCUGGCCCAGCAGCAGCAGCAGCAGCAGCAAGCCACAACCCUCCCUGCCCCUCAGCCGCCGCAGGUCCCGCCUACUCAGCAGGUCCCACCGUCCCAGUCCCAGCAGCAAGCCCAAACCCUGGUUGUUCAACCCAUGCUUCAGUCUUCACCCCUGUCCCUUCCACCUGACCCAGCCCCCAAGCCACCGAUCCCUAUCCAAUCCAAGCCACCUGUUGCACCUAUCAAGCCUCCCCAGUUAGGGGCUGCUAAGAUGUCAGCUACCCAGCAGCCACCACCCCACAUCCCCGUGCAAGUCGUGGGUACCCGACAGCCGGGGACAGCCCAGGCACAGGCUUUGGGGUUGGCACAGUUGGCAGCAGCCGUGCCUACUUCCCGGGGGCUGCCAGGCACAGUGCCGCCCGGCCAGGCCCAUUUGGCCUCCUCACCACCUGCAUCCCAGGCUCCUGGUGCGCUGCAGGAGUGCCCGCCUACGCUGGCUCCCGGGAUGACCCUCGCUCCCGUGCAGGGGACAGCGCACGUGGUAAAGGGCGGGGCAACCACUUCCUCACCUGUCGUAGCUCAGGUCCCUGCUGCCUUCUACAUGCAGUCUGUUCACCUGCCGGGUAAACCCCAGACCCUGACUGUCAAACGCAAGGCCGAGUCUGAGGAGGAGAGAGACGACGUGUCCACAUUGGGCUCAGUGCUGGCUGCCAAGGCAUCUCCAGUGGCAGAGAGCCCAAAGGUCCUAGAGGAAAAAAGCAGUCUUGGAGAGAAAGCUGAACCAGUGGCCAGUGUGAAUGCUAAUACUCCAAGCAGUGAACUCCAAGCCUUGACCCCUGCGCCAUCCGCACCGCCUCCUACGCUAGCCAUGGUGUCCAGACAGAUGGGUGACUCAAAACCCCCACAGGCCAUCGUGAAGCCUCAGAUUCUCACCCACAUCAUCGAAGGCUUCGUCAUCCAGGAAGGAGCGGAACCUUUCCCGGUGGGCUGUUCUCAGUUACUGAAGGAGGCUGAGAAGCCGCUACAGACGGGCCUCCCAGCAGCACUGAGUGAGAAUCAGCCAGGUGGCCCCUUGGGAGGGGACAGUCCAUCUGUGGAGUUGGAGAAGAAGGCGAAUCUCCUGAAGUGCGAGUACUGUGGGAAAUACGCCCCAGCAGAGCAGUUCCGUGGCUCCAAGAGGUUCUGCUCCAUGACGUGUGCGAAGAGGUACAAUGUCAGCUGUAGCCACCAGUUCCGGCUGAAGAGGAAAAAAAUGAAAGAGUUUCAGGAAGCCAACUAUGCCCGCGUCCGCAGGCGUGGACCCCGCCGCAGCUCCUCUGACAUCGCCCGAGCCAAGAUCCAGGGCAAGCGCCACCGGGGGCAAGAGGACUCUAGCCGGGGUUCAGAUAACUCCAGUUACGAUGAAGCACUCUCCCCAACGUCUCCUGGGCCGUUAUCAGUGAGAGCUGGGCACGGAGAACGUGACCUAGGGAACCCCAGUACAGCUCCCCCUACACCAGAAUUACACGGCAUCAACCCUGUGUUCCUGUCCAGUAAUCCUAGUCGGUGGAGUGUCGAGGAGGUGUACGAGUUCAUCGCUUCGCUUCAAG